Messenger RNA from Brugia pahangi, 1236 nucleotides. The record is from the annotation of a GenBank genome assembly. Lineage: Eukaryota; Metazoa; Nematoda; Chromadorea; Rhabditida; Onchocercidae.
AUGGAAUAUAUUCAAAUAGAAAGUUUGGAAUGCGGUCCGGGUGGCAAUUCAGUGAAUUUCGAAACGGUAUAUAAAGGAUGUAGCUGCACGGGACCAUGCAAAGCAAGUACUGGUUGCACCUGUCUUCUGUACAAACAGGAUAUAUUCAUAGACCAAAUUUUCAUUAAGGAUGUUGACAGCAAUUUGCCAAUUCUGGAGUGUUCUACUGAAUGUUCUUGCUCAUUCUUUCCGGAUAAGUGUAAAAAUAGAUGUGUACAGUUGGGCUGUUCACUUCCUCUCAAUAUCUUUGAUGCUGGUGAAAAAGGUUAUGGUUUACAGUGUAGAGAGCUAAUUGAAAAAGGUCGUUUUGUUAUUGAAUAUAUUGGAGAAGUAAUUGGACCAGAUGAAGUGAAGAAGCGUCAGUCCGAUACAAAUUAUGUUCUCACCAUUAAAGAAAUUUUCCGAGAUCACACUGAAGUGACAUAUAUCGACCCAUCAAUUCGUGGGAAUCAGUCACGAUUUAUAAAUCACGGUUGUAAUCCUAACUUGAUAAUGAUCCUUGUGAGAUAUGGUACUCCACAGAUACACGUUGGACUGUUUGCACUUCGUGAUAUAGCUGCUUACGAAGAGCUCACCUACGACUAUGGUGCCAAUACCUCAGAAUUUUGUCUCAAGAAAUGUUUAUGUGGCAGUACAAAUUGCCGGACGAAAUUGCUCAUAAUUUUGCUGGUCACUGUGGAAAUAAUUACCUGUGAAACGAAAUCAGAAACGAUCGCAGUUGCAUUACUUCCUUCACCAACAUCUGUUCUGAAUGCACAUGCUUCACCAAUACCUGUUGAAAUUACUCCUAUACCUGCUGAUGACUUUAGUCCGAGAUUUGAUGAAUUUAGACGUAUCGAUGCAAACGGUGAUCAACAAAUUACCUUUGCGGAAUUUAUACUAGCCGAUCGGCCAUACAUUGAGGAUAAAUCACGAUUGUAUCACAGACAAGAUUUAAAUGGUGAUGGUAUUGUGAGCAAAAAUGAGUUCGCUUCUUACUAUCGGAAAAGAGAAGAAGAACGUCGACUGAGAGAAGAGCAAGCGGAAAAUUUUUUCAAACAGUUGGAAGUACCGUUUACCCAACCAUUCGGUUUUGGAUUCCCACAAAAUCCAUUUUUUCCAUCAAAUGAUCGAACUAUUCAAGACACGAUGCGCAACACAUCUUCAAUGGCAGUACCAUCAAAUAAAGAAAGUAGCAAUGAUCGGCGGUACCAAUAA